GAGUGACGUCGUGCAGCGGCAGCCGGUGAGCGGCGCGCAGAUCUCAGUACAAUACUGCAAGGAGGCACGAGUAGACCCCUCCGCACACUCCCUCAUCUGUGACACCGCACCCAUUAUCUGUCAAGUUCUAAAUCUUCCAAUUAUUAUUCUCGUUAAAUAUGGACAACGCUGAUGCACUUUUAGCUGGAUUAGCCAGUGGCGACCGAGCGCCCGCAGAUGUCUUAGUUCCUGAACCUGCAAUGAAACGCGAUCAAGACUCGAUGGAUGACUUCGAGCACUUGGACCGCGAAGGGAAAAAGGAAGAGGUCGGAGAGUCGCCGCUGCACAUGGCUCAGAGCACCACGAGAAAUGCAACCCAAAGCUUUCUUGACAUGGAGCGAGACGAGUUCCUUGACACACCCCGGGCUCCGUCUGUGACGGAAAAAUCGGAUCACCUGGCCGAUAAAUUUACAGAUAGCGAGUCGGACGCAGGUGAAUCUCCCCUGCAUCGCCCCGCGCCCCCAGCGCCCGUAGCAGCGCGCGAUCCCACGCCAGAGCCAUCUGCGCCGAUGGAUCCAACGCCAGCACUAAUUCCAACACCUGCACAAAAGGCUCCUGAACCUGUUCCUGUACCUACGUCAGAAUUGAAGACUGAAAUGGUUUCUGCUCCCACGAUAAGUGAACCAAAGGAGGAGCCUAAGCCUAUUACCAAAGAGGUUAAGGCACCGGAACCCGCUCCUGAGCUUCCACCUGCAGCCGCUCCAAAACCAGAGCCAGUGCCUGAGAAGAAAGAGCCGAUCCCUGAGAAGAAUGAGCCAGCCCCUACGAAGGCGCCCAUGGAACCGAAGCCUGAAGCGACGCGAGGCCCAACCGCGCACGUCAUUGAGGCAGAGGUCAUUUUCUGCCAGAUGGGACUCGAUGCUUGGUUCGACCCGCAGAGGCUACACCCUGAAGUGGAAUCCCUGAUCUACUGGCGGUCGGCCGGGCGGUCGGGCGCGGCGCUGGGCGCGGGGCUGGCGCUGCUGGUGGCGCUCGCGUGCUGCUCCGUGGUGUCGGUGCUGGCGUACGCGUCGCUGCUCGCGCUCUCCGCGGCCGUCGCCUUCCGCAUAUACAAGAACGUGCUGCAGGCGGUGCAGAAGACGAACGAGGGACACCCCUUCAAAUGGUUGCUAGAGAAGGACAUCUGCGUGGGCGUGGAGCGCGCGCAGUCGCUGGCGGCGGCCGCCACCGCGCACUGUAAUGCGGCGCUGCACGAACUGCGCAGGCUGUUCCUGGUGGAGGACCUGGUGGACUCGCUGAAGUUCGGCGUGCUGCUGUGGUGCCUCACCUACGUGGGCGCCUGCUUCAACGGCAUCACGCUCAUCAUACUCGGCUGGAUAGCGCUGUUCACGCUGCCCAAGGCGUACGAGCUGAACAAGGCGCAGGUGGACGCGAACCUGGAGAUCGCGCGCGCCAAGUACCACGAGAUCACCGCCAAGGUGCGAGCGCUGGUGCCCAUCGGCAGGAAGUCGGAGAGUGAGAAAGACAAGUAGAGUGGGAGAGUGAGUGAGCACUACGUUCUUAUUAGCGCCGGAGUUUCACUGUUUGUUAUAUUUAUUGUACUAUUAAACUAUUUUACGUGUAAAGCUUUAUGAGACGAGUCAUGCGGAGUUUAUUGUAUUUGCUUUUUGAAAUUUUAAAUUAAAAUAACUGUCGAACCAACCUAUCGUUGUUUUAUUGUAGUCGUAAGCCCCGCUUCAAUUGUUUUUGUCGAUUCGUUAAAACGAAUUUUUGUCAUAUGUGUAAGAGAUUUGACUGUUUUAUGCGAAAACAAUAAAGAUUUUUU
Messenger RNA from Zerene cesonia (dogface butterfly), 1804 nucleotides. It is a transcript of the gene Rtnl1, whose product is annotated as reticulon-1-like. Lineage: Eukaryota; Metazoa; Arthropoda; Insecta; Lepidoptera; Pieridae. Bases 159 to 1511 code for a protein of 450 amino acids. The transcript is spliced from 7 exons. The record is from RefSeq and is a predicted model, not a curated record.